Molecule: messenger RNA, 1062 nt
Organism: Solanum stenotomum
Lineage: Eukaryota; Viridiplantae; Streptophyta; Magnoliopsida; Solanales; Solanaceae
Exons: 2
Coding region: 1-1062 (353 amino acids)
Source: RefSeq, a predicted model, not a curated record
AUGGAUGGGUGUUCAGGGGAUACUAAAACCCCGUUCCAUCUUCCUAUUAAUGAUAUUACAGCAAUGCCUUGCGGAGAUUUUGACAUGAAGAUAGUCGCCUCCACAAAGCAGGGCAUACUCUGUUGUGUUAGAAGAAUUGGAAGCAGAUAUAGAUAUUAUAUUUGCAAGCCAAGUACUAAACAAUGGAUAAAACUACCGAAUCCUAGAGUACGAUUUGAAACUGUCAAAGUUGCCCUCAUUGUGCUGAAAUCGAAUCCUCUGCAUUUCAAGAUCAUAAGGUUGUCAUCACCUAAGACUUCUUAUCAUCAUUACAGAGUAUUAGGAAAGGAUUACUAUCGUCGUGAAGUUUUUGAUUCAGAACAUUGGAAGUGGAAGCAAGAAAAAGAUUUGUUAGUCCCUGAAUUAUUGUGCUUUGACAUGUUUGCUCCAGCAGUUAAUGCAAGUGGUUUGGUUUAUUUCAAACUAUGCGAUGAUCUAGUAAUGGCUCUAGACUAUAAUGGGGAAGAGGCUUUCCCCAGAUUUUCACUUCCAAAUCAAGCUUUUGAUUAUGAAGAUUAUCGAUAUAACCAACUUGUGGAGUAUAAUGGGAAGCUUGGGUUUACCUGUUUGUCACCAAGAGGGACAGGGCUUUGGGUUUUCGAGAAUGAGAAUCAUGUUUGGGAGUUGAAAAAGGAAGUAGGCAUUGAAAGUAUAAAGGAGGUGACAAAUUUUCCAACUCCUUCUGGGAUUUAUAAUGCAGACAUUGCUUUGAUGAAGGAUUACUAUAAAGUUUACUUUUACAAGCUGCAAGAUAAGAGCUUUAACGAGGUGAAACUGAAUAAAUGCCGUGAUGUUCAAGAAGUUUUCCCUUUUCGAUCAGAUUUAGAGCCAGUUGAUCUGAGUAUGCUACGAACCAACAACACUUUUUCAUUGAACAAACUCCUCUAUCGUUUCUUUUUUAUUUUCUUAAUUACUAACUUUUUGCUGGAUUCCUAUUUAUUGGCUAUUGCUUUUCUUAGUCCCCUUUAUGUUAAAAGUAGCAUAUUUUUCGGUCUCCAAACAAAUUCUAUGCAAAAAAGCUAG